AUGUCGGAAAUCAUCACCAUCAUCCAUCAUAGCAAAUAUAAAAAUUUCCGGACCCGAAGACAGAGAGUCCCCGACGACUACAAGAGCGAGAUGAAGGAGGAGAACCAGGACCCGGCCCCCCACCCGGAGGACCACCGGCCGCCCCCGGAGUCAGGGAGAGAACCAGGACUGGUGGACUCAUGGAAUCAGACCUCAGGAAUCAGGUAUCAGACUUCUGGCAUCAAAAAAUAUCAGAGACGCACACAGAUUCAUCAGAGAGUUCAAACUAAAGAGAAGCCGCAUAGCUGUGACCAAUGUGGAAAAGCUUUUACGACUUCAAGUCAUUUAAAAACCCACCAACGCAUUCACACCGGAGAGAAACCGUACAGCUGCGAUCAAUGUGGAAAAGCUUUUACGGAUUCGUUUAGAUUAAAAACCCACCAACGCAUUCACACUGGAGAGAGACCGUACAGCUGUGAUCAGUGUGGAGCAGCUUUUAGCAGGUCAUGUUACCUAAAAAUCCACCAACGUAUUCACACCGGAGAGAAACCGUACAUCUGUGACCAAUGUGGAAAAGCUUUUGCAACUUCAAGUAAGUUAACAGUCCACAGACGCAUUCACACCGGAGAGAAACCAUAUGGCUGUGACCAAUGCGGAAAAGCGUUUGCAAUUUCAAGUAGUUUAAAAAGUCACCAACGUAUUCACACUGGAGAGAGACCGUACAGCUGUGAUCACUGUGGGAAAGCUUUCAGUAGGUCAACUAUCCUGAAAAUGCACCAACGUGUCCACACGACUUAGAAACACACAAGGCCAGGCCGGCUGUUUUCUCCUGCUUCAGUCUUUUACUCCAAAUGUGUCCUGACUCGCUGAGAUUUAUAAAAAUCUUUAUAACUCACCUUGGGAGAGAAACAUAUUUCAGUAAAACAUAUUUCAAUCAAUAUUGCAUAACUCUGCUAAGAAAGACAUAAGUAUAUAGUUGACAUCCGCCAAGUUUCCAGUGGCGCUGCUGCUGGCAACAUGCAACCUGCGUUAUGAUUGGUGUUAAGAAUUAUGUUCCGAGUUUCGAACCAAGUCAUCAAUCAAUCUGUUCACUUGAGGGAGGUAACCCGCCCUUGACCACGGUUGUACGAGCAAGACAACUGAGAACUCAAUUGGGACAUAGCAAGCUAGUUCACAGUACCAGCUGCUAGCCACACCAAGGGACUCUGGACAACAGGAGACCCCCUGUUCUCAGGCUGCUGAGCCAUGGAGCCACUUCUCUCCCAUCGGAUUUUAUUUUUGGUGGUUGGUGAACUCCUGUGCAAGAGUUUUCCCACACCAUCUACGCACACGCAAAUGCCCCGAGUAUAUUCAGAGAGGUCCUGCUAGCUCUCCGGCAUAAGAGCGACGCACUGUCAGAGCAUCUACCGGCAGCCGCGAGGGAGAAGCCUGCUGGAAGACAACUCUGGCGAAAGAGCGGCAGGAGAGGAGGCGUCAGACAAAGGCUCUGCCGAAGGGGAAACAAACCGCCGUUGCCAUCCAUAAUUUUUAGCCCAGCAAAGUGGAGGAGCUCUGUAAAAACAGGAAGUUUCGUCGUGGAUACAGGGAUUAUUGCAUCGUGGUGUUCACUGAAUCAUGGCCCCGCCAGCAACUCCUGGGACCCCCCAUGUUCCUUCUUGGUGAUUUUAAUCAAUGUAGACUUGAGUUAUCACUAUCCCGAUCUCACCAGUAUGUUAAAUGUGGAACUAGAAGCAGCAGUUUUGGAUAAAUGCUGUAGGAAAAUGAAAAGUGCCUAGAAAAGCGAAGGCUCGUUCUCCACUCUCUAUUCGGGUCCCUCGACGUUCCAUCUCAUGCCCACCGACAGAUCUGUGCUCGAGUCAAGCAAACCCCAGCACAAGACUGUGCUGCAGUGGACUGAGGACAGUGUGGAAACACCGACGGGUUGUUUCCUCAGCAGCGACUGGAGCAUUUUUCAGAACUUGGAGCUUGAUGAGGGGACAGAUACAAUAACGGGUGUCAUUAACUUUUGUGUGGACAAUGUAGUGACUAAAGACAUUUUACAUUUCACCAACAAUAAGCCACAUUUUACUAAGGAGGUUAAAGUCUGUAAUGAUAAAUGAAGCUGGCUUUUCUGGAACAAAGACCAUGUGGGCGUGGCCACAGCACAAAAAGAACUUAAUCGUCUUCCAGGGAAGACGAGAGAGAAACAUCGAUCUGCAGUUGAACAGAGCUUCGGCUUCAUGGACAAGAGGUUAUGGGACUGAAUGGAAAACAAACAGGAAACAGCUCAUCAGUCUGGAUGAACAGCACAGAGCCGAUAAACUGAAUGACUCCUUUCUCAGAUGUGAAACACGGGACUUUCCUCCGGAGGGGACCGAGGCCUCAGACUCCAUUACCUCUACUGAUGCCUCUUGAUGGCUGAAAGUUGAAUCACAGCAGGAGUGUCAACGGCGACAGUUUGGACUUGGAACAGGAAGUGGAUCCACUUAACGUCGACCACUUCUCCUGCACCCCGCUGGGGGUCGUUCUUGACGAAGAAACAGGACCAGGCAGCCAGGAAGAUCAUGAGGUUUCUGAGACGCUGCAGACACAGGAUAAAAGAGCUGAAGCAGACGAGGGAGCUGGAGAGGAGAGGACUGACCACUUAAAUCGUUUCACCACCUCUACAUUUCAUCCCUUCUUCCAUCUCCUGGGGGGACAAAUACAGAGGACGGGAGGAGAGAGGGAUUUAAAAUCCCGUCGUCUUCAGCAGGUUUACUCUGAUGUACGAAGGGACAGAAACCAAACAAAGAAAUGAAACGACUGAUGGAGAGAAGGACAGAGUGACGGAGCGACGCCUUACCCCACGCCAACUCUUUUUCUUCCUUCUAUUCCUCUGCCUGUCUGUCUAUCUAUCUCUAUCUGUCUCCCUAUCUCUCUGUCUGUCUCUCUGUCUGUCUGCGGCUCACAAAAAGCUCCAUUGGAAAACGUCUCGCCCUCCUUUUGCCUUACAGGCACGAGAAACGGGGUUUUUUUACCCUGAGCAAAGCCUCGCCGGAAGCAGAACCUGAAGUCUUUCUCUGCGGCGAAUUCGGACUCGAGCAGUCGCAGUUCAGCGCCGCGGUCCAAACUUUGGAGGAUGUGAGGACGCUGUACGAUCAGUCCGCCACCCUGCUAACGCUACGAGCUCAGCUUGGCUCUGGUGCUAACGCACGAAUACACACUUUCUCGUCUGGAUACCGGUCUCGAUAAGACUGCGGGUAAUUUGGACUGAACGUGUCUAGGUGUGGACUGCGGAGGUUCCGCAACGACACCGGGACGCAGCCCGAGAAAGGUUUAACUCUUAUCUCUCCCGGGAGGCGAGGCUCAGGGCAAAACAAACCCUCCUUCCCAUAAUGCACUGCUGUUUACCUGCGAAGGUGAGGGGAUGAGGACCGACGGCAUCGUGCGUCGGAGGGUCGGCUGAACAGAUCAGAUUCGGACCUGAAAGGAAGACGGGAGCCUGAAAGUUUCAGAUGCGAACUGAGCUCUUCAUGUGGAGUCGACAAACUGUUUACUUCAAAAUGUACAUGAAUAUAACAAAGCUACGUACAAAUAUAUUUAAACACAAUCACAUAUAUAAACGUAUAUAUUCUAAAGUUUGAAUUUAUAGAUGCUAUGGAUGUUUUAUUUAUUACAGCAUGAACCGUUCAUGUGAGCGUAUGAGUGUGUGCGCUGCACAGGUCUAGUCUUAAGGACCCCCCAUGACCUCUGACCUCUGGUUUCUAGACAGACUAAACAGUCAGAAACGAGAAGAUGUCCCUAUAGGAAGCAAAAAGCGGCUGCAGAACUUCAUUCAGAAUCUUCCUGUUUUUAGGUUUCCUCCAGUGUCAAUAAAUAUGAGAAGCUGCUACUUACGUUUUCUAUUGGAUCUUUACUAAUAACGAGACCGAGGAGCGAGAGAAGGUUUGAUGACCGUUACCGUCGGAGUCGAAUGAGUCCAGAGCUUUUUCGAACCCGGAACCCAGUCGUCCUGUCAGGCCUACAAACCAACACUUCGCCUUGUCGGGACUGAGACCCGAAGACUUCAUUUGCGCAAAAGUUUUGAGUCUGAAUUUGAGAACGGGUUCUUUUAUUUUUCAUCCCGCCAUUGAGCAAACGCGUUACGAUGUUUUAACAACAACAAGGAGCCGCAGGACAAAUCGACCCCGUUGUCACAACAGGAAACAUACGACGGCCUUGUAUUUCGUUUUUUGUGGCGACAUCACAUCUGUGCUGAUGAUGUCAGAGGUCAGACCGGGGUUCCCUCCAAACCGUAUUUUGAAAUCCGGCAACUUUUCAGGGCGGCGUUGACGGA
Molecule: messenger RNA, 4273 nt
Organism: Xiphias gladius (swordfish)
Lineage: Eukaryota; Metazoa; Chordata; Actinopteri; Istiophoriformes; Xiphiidae
Product: zinc finger protein 239-like
Exons: 6
Coding region: 1-777 (258 amino acids)
Biological process (GO): regulation of transcription by RNA polymerase II
Cellular component (GO): nucleus
Molecular function (GO): DNA-binding transcription factor activity, RNA polymerase II-specific; RNA polymerase II transcription regulatory region sequence-specific DNA binding
Source: RefSeq, a predicted model, not a curated record